Molecule: messenger RNA, 888 nt
Organism: Hibiscus syriacus
Lineage: Eukaryota; Viridiplantae; Streptophyta; Magnoliopsida; Malvales; Malvaceae
Product: mitotic spindle checkpoint protein MAD2
Exons: 7
Coding region: 317-784 (155 amino acids)
Biological process (GO): mitotic spindle assembly checkpoint signaling
Cellular component (GO): kinetochore; cytoplasm; nucleoplasm
Source: RefSeq, a predicted model, not a curated record
CGCCCGUUACUCUUCUUUUUUUCCCACUUUUGAUUGUCAUUCUCAAAUUUCUAGAAAUUUAAUCUUCCCUAUUCUUCUUCCUCUAACCUAAUCCCUAAUUUUCUACUCUAUUACUCCCCCAAACUCUUCCAUACACUUAAAAUUUUGAUUGUAGGAAGCGGAUGGCGUCAAGAUCAGUUGCCAAAGAUAUCAUCACUCUUCGCGGCUCAGCGGCAAUCGUGAGCGAGUUUUUUGGUUAUGCUGCGAAUAGUAUCUUUACAAUCGAGCGGUUUACCCUGAGGAAAGCUUCGCGAAAGUGAAGAAAUAUGGACUUCCGAUGUUGCUUACUCAAGAUGAAGGGGUGAAAUCCUUCAUUUCCAAUUUAACAGCCCAGCUUUCUGAAUGGCUGGAAGCUGGGAAGCUACAGAGAGUGGUAUUGGUUAUCAUGAGUAAGGCCACCAAUGAGGUGUUGGAAAGGUGGAAUUUUAGCAUUGAGACAGAUAGUGAAGUUGUUGAAAAAGGUGUGUCAAGAGAAAAGAGUGACAAAGAAAUCAUGAGAGAAAUACAGGCAAUCAUGAGACAGAUUGCUUCGAGUAUCACUUACUUGCCAUGCCUUGAUGAACCAUGUGUGUUUGAUGUAUUGGCGUACACUGAUAAAGAUGUUGCAGUGCCGUUCACUUGGAUAGAGAGCGACCCCAAGUUGAUUGCAAAUCCCCAGAUGGUGAAGUUGCAUUCAUUUGAUACCAAGAUACACAAGGUGGACACUCUCGUAUCGUACAAGAAUGAUGAAUGGGACGAGCAGUAGUGUGUGUGAUUUUGCAAGUUUGGAACUUUUCUUCUGAAAAAUCUGUGAAUCUUCUAUUCACUUACUACCGAAUUAUUUUGGUUUUGAAUGCAACCUUUUUACCG